AUGGAGGACAUACCACCAUCCUACGACGAUAUCAAUGUCAAUGUUCUUGACUUGCUUCCGCCAUACUUAAGUACAGCUACACUGGUCAACCUAUGUCUGGUCUCAAAAACAUACUACGCUACUUUCAUACCUCACCUUUGGGGUAGUCCUGCCUCGCACUUUGUCCAGGUCGCCAAUGAAACUGCAAGAACGACCAAUGGCCUCAAUUUUGCAAACCUGCAGGUCACUGGCUCGCAUAACGAUCUAGUUUAUGUUGCUCUGACGCGUUUCAAGCGCAUCUUAAGAAGAGCCCGAGUGUCAACACGUAUGCUUUGCCAUACUCUACAUCUACCACCAGCGUUGUCAGAGAUCUAUGGUGGUCCCAACUCGACUUGGCUAAGAGAAGUCCUCGACUGGCUACCUGGUUUACAGAGCUUGUGUGUCUCCGGUUUGCCCUUCUUCGACCACGACAGCUUGGUUGCAGUCGAUCAAUCUCGCAACUCGGUGGUACCCCCCGGGUUGAAUGAUGAGGACUUUAGACAAUAUCCUGUCAAACUGCUACUCGCUGCAAAGGAACCAAAUGUCACAUGGGUCGGGCUGUCCUUACUAUUGCCACAUCUUCCAGGCCUUGUAUACCUGGAUCUUUCCUAUACCUCUCCUGCACGAAACAUAAACGUACUUCGAAGUCUGGAUGCUCUGACUCAUCUGCAAGUGCUCAAACUCAGGGGAGUAGGCUUGCGAGACAACGAGCUCGAGGUUCUUGCAAACGUACUUGGCUUGCGGGUACGUUUGCUAGAUAUCGCAGAUAAUCAGCUGUCUGAUAUGGCUGUGCGAAGUCUGCUCCAAGCUUGUGUUCGGCUACCCUCCACGAUCAGCACAAACGGUAGUAUGCCAAAUGAUCAGUACUCCAGAAGACACCUCGAGUCAUGGCCUGUAGGACUGCCACCUCCACCAGAUUCUCUGAGCUUGGACACGAUUCGCACUGUUGAGUUGGAUGAAGCACUUUUGAACCAGCUUACUAACCCUCUCACGGGUCGAUUAGCUUUCGAGGACAUUCCUCAUGGAGGUAUUACUCAUCUCUUCAUCAGUGGUAAUCCAGGCGUAACAAUUGAGAGCAUUCGUGGUAUCCUGGAUCUCGGCAGGCUACACGUGCUUGACGCUGGCGACAUUGCCGCCUUGACGCCAGUCGACCUUCAUGUUCUUGCAGCACGGCAGCAGUCUGGUGGCCCCCGUGAGACGCUUCGAGCAAAAUCUACGCACAGCAAAAACAUGAAGGGUGUGCUGAAUCGCCACAGGAGUCGGCCAUCAAGUAUGCAUGGCUCUGAGGCAGGUGCAUCUCUUCAAGAUUCAGACAACAUGGACGAUGACCUAUUGAAAAUGCCUGGUGCCGAAAAGCUUAUUCCAGUGCUGCAGGAUAAAGCGAGCAAAAACUUGACGCACCUACGAAUUGACCAUGCUGUAGUAACAGCAGCUAUCGAUCCCGUUCACGAGCUCAAGGGAAAAGACAAGGCGGUUGAACAUCGAGCAGAGCUUCCUGGUGAGCUGUCUCGAGCUGCGGAACUGGAUGCCGUUAAUCGAGAAGUGUUCGAGGUAGCAGGAUCUAGAAGCCAUGCCACUGAAAUGUCUUCUGAGACAGCCAUAUUUGAGAUGGAUGCGACUCCAUCCACUCCUCGGGUAGAAUUGCCAGGUGAUGUUAUACAUUUUGCUCUCAGUCCACCAGUUGGAGACGCACCAGAAACCGGUAUAGGUGAGGUAAUAUCACCUGUCCGGGGAGAGGGUGCGAUGGCACCCGAGGUGGUUGACGAGCCUGAUACAGCUCGAAAAGUUGAAGAUGACUCAGAAGAGGUAGUGCUCAACGCUACAGGAUCUGGCCUUCAAAGACGCACGACCUCUGCCACCAAUUCCACGAUGUCCACUAUGCAAAGUGACUCAUCACAACGACUACAGUCAGAAGAGACAGUAGUCGAGCGACCUGCGCCACUGACGAUCAGGAAGAAGCCAGAUACGCAGCUCACAGACGCAGAAACCAUUCGACGACGCUCGCAGUCCAUCAGUGUAUUGUACACCGAAAUGGACAAACUCACUAAGCUUCGACCUAAAAGGCCUGCCACAAAAUUGCAUCCGUCGUUCCUGCCUCAUCUGCGAACACUUGUACUUACCAACCUACCUUCACAAGUUCCAGCGUCAGAACCUACUGUGAUCGAAAGCUUGAAGGCAUACAUUGCAGCUUGUGCAGUAGAAGAACGCCUCGCAGCACUCAGAGCCCAUACGAACUAUUCGCUUCCUCCAGGCAGGGCUAGGCAAAAUGCCGAGCGUCAACAUAAACAGACACUAUUUGCUCUGCAAACAAUAGUACUUGAGAUCAAUCCGGUGGUAGAUGCGGGAAAUCAGCGAGGUUGGAAGCAUACUAGGCAACGACUAAACAUCUCUAAAAGCUCUACGGGUGAUGCUGACAGUGAGGCACUCUGGUCAGCAGCCGAUAACGACUUCUCUUUUUUCGGAGAGGAAGGCGAGGAGUCUGCAGAGUGUGGCGUAUAUGACCAAGAACCUGAUAAGUACUAUCCAACCACAAUACCGUUUGACGACAAGAUAGUCGUUACUCACAGUGACGAACCAAGUGCAUCUAAAAAUCACUAUGUUCCACAUAGUCCGAGGAUUGUAAGCCCACAAAUCACUCACUUUGGCUCGCCUGGAGGCAGGCAGGGUCAGUCGAAUCCUCUAGGACGAAACGACACUGUGUUCAGGAGCCCUCGAAACUUGCCACUCGGCCGCAAUCGACGCAUCAGUAACGACAUGCAUCAGGGAGCACACUCAGCAACCGCUUCAGAGACAAGAUUUCCACUACGCAGCACAUUGAGAACACCCCAUUUCGAGAUGCCAGGGACAAUUCCGCCUCAGCGACCCCUGCCACCCACCUCGAAUUCCGGCAGCAAUGUCGUGGCACGACCAUCCCAAGCGAUCAUGCUCGAUGUAGUGGGAGAACUAGCCAAGUGGCGACGGGAGCGAAAGGCAGUUUACGAUGCUGAAACGCAGAAGCAUAGACAACGUCGCUUGUCAUCUCCACAAUCGGUUGCCUCUGGUAAACUUGUUGAGACAAACAUCUACGUCGAGGGACAUUGGCCAGGAGAAAUUAAGGUGAUCAGGAAUCCUGCUAAGACUGCGUCGAAAGGAAAAAUGGAACGACAAGGAAAUGUUGACAUCUAUGGUAAUUACUUUGAGGGUGGCUAUCUAUACCCUUAA
Messenger RNA from Lithohypha guttulata, 3219 nucleotides. RefSeq lists its product as uncharacterized. Gene Ontology annotation, cellular component: Cul2-RING ubiquitin ligase complex. Lineage: Eukaryota; Fungi; Ascomycota; Eurotiomycetes; Chaetothyriales; Trichomeriaceae. The coding region runs from base 1 to 3219 and encodes 1072 amino acids. The transcript has a single exon. The record is from RefSeq and is a predicted model, not a curated record.